Messenger RNA from Zootoca vivipara (common lizard), 1574 nucleotides. RefSeq names its product caM kinase-like vesicle-associated protein. Gene Ontology annotation, biological process: protein phosphorylation. Gene Ontology annotation, molecular function: protein kinase activity; ATP binding. The record is from RefSeq and is a predicted model, not a curated record. Lineage: Eukaryota; Metazoa; Chordata; Lepidosauria; Squamata; Lacertidae.
UUGGUGAAGGGUGAGUAAGAAAUCUAAAGAAGGAAGAUUUGGGGAAGAUCCACAAACGCUUUGCAUGAUGUGUUCAGAUGGAUCUGGGAAUGUCUUAUGCCUGAUACCCUAGAAGGCUGCUGCAAGUCAGAGCAGCAAAUACUGGGCUAGAUCAUGUGCCAGGGGCCUGGCAUGGUGGCCCCCUCCUCCCUGUGUCCCCAGAUUACACUGGGAAUCCUUUCAGCCCACUUUGCUUUUCCUCAGGAUGCCGUUUGGCUGCCUUGGACUUCGGGAUGACAAGAACUACAACAGCCUCUCUGACAUCAUGGACAAGUAUGAGAUCGGGCAGCUGCUGCGGGCGAAGGAGUUCUGCGAGAUUUGUGUGGCCCGCGAACGCCAGACAGACAGACUGUAUAUCUGUAAGAAAUUUCUCAAGAAAGACGGGCGCAAGGUGCGAAGGGCAGCCAAGAAUGAAAUCCUCAUCCUGAAGAUGGUGAAUCACCCCAACAUCUUGCAACUGAUUGAUACCUUUGAGACAAGGAAGGAAUUCUACAUCAUCCAGGAACUGGCCACUGGUGGGGAUGUUUUUGACUGGAUCCUGGACCAGGGCUACUACACGGAAAAGGAUGCCAGCAAUGUUGUCCGGCAAGUGCUGGAGGCAUUGGCCUAUUUACAUAACCUGCACAUAGUUCAUCGCAAUCUCAAGCUGGAGAAUCUCAUGUACUACAACCAGAACAAUCGCUCCAAGGUGGUACUGCGGGAUUUUUACCUCUCACGCUUCGAGAACGGGGCCAUCACAGAACCAUGCGGGACCCCUGAAUAUUUGGCUCCUGAAGUGGUUGCUCGGCAGCGCUAUGGACGUCCUGUUGACUGCUGGGCUGUUGGAGUUAUCAUGUUUAUUCUGCUGUCAGGGAACCCCCCGUUCUACGACGACACAGAUGAUGAGAACAGCAACAGCCACAACCGCCGGAUAUUCCGCAAAAUUCUGGCUGGGGACUACGACUUUGACUCCCCCUAUUGGGAUGACAUCUCUCCUGCUGCCAAAAAAUUGGUGUCACAGCUUAUGGAAGUUGACCAGGACCAACGAAUCACUGCCCAGGAGGCACUGGGACAUAUCUGGAUAUCUGGAAACAUUGCCUCUGAAAAGAACCUCAAGGAAGGGGUCUGCGCCCAGAUUGAAAAGAACUUUGCCAAGGCCAAAUGGAGGAAAGCCAUUCGUGUUACUACGUUCAUGCAACGUCUCCGGGCUCCCGAUGCCGGUGGCCGUCUGCCCGUGACUCCCCGUUCCUCCAUGAGCGUUGCUCAUGAGGUCACCAUUGAGGCACCCAGGCUGGCCGAACGUUUGGAGACUCCAUGCGCACCGCAGGAGCAGCAGAACAAGACAGAGGAAGUGACGGAGGUGGAGGAAUAAUGGCCCCUGCUUCCCCAACCCCAUAUUCUGGUGCCUUCUCUGCUCUUGGAAGGGAUGGGUGGGGUCUGUGGGAUGGUAGUUAGGGUAGUUAUGGGGCAAGGAACUUGGGAGACCCUUAGCAGUGUUAUUCCCUCCCCGCACCCCUGCCAUUGGUCAGGAGCAGGAGCUAUUUGGAUGGACAGGC